AGACGCCAGAGGAGAGAAAGCGAGCUUUUGCAUCGUUGGUUCGUUCGUUCACCUCCACCUCCUUUGCGAUUCAUUAUCCAUCAUGUGAUCUUUCUCGGCUUGUGCUGGGGACUUGUCUUACUUCCGCAGGCUCGGCGAGCAGGGGACAUGGACUGGCGGAGCGCGACGCUGCAGCUUUGAUCGAGGCGCGGAAAGGACGGGCUUUUUUUUCUUGGGCGUGCGUCGGAAGCAGGAAGCAGGAAGCAGGAAGCAGGGGAGCAGGGGAGCGAGCGAGCACUCGCGCGUAGGUUUUCGAUCGCGCAGCGACUUUCCGGUUCCGCACUCGGUCGGAGGCAGGGGAGAAGUGUCGACAGGUUGAUCGCGGUGCGAGGGAGGCGGGCGAGGCGCGUCUUUCACGCGAGGAUUGCGAAGCAGGGGAGCAGGGCAGCUGUGUUCGCGGGAGGACGGCCGGAUCGAUUGGAAUUGAGGAAAAACAGAGAUGCGCGACGGGGGGAGUAGUUAAUUCGGGUAUGGUAGGCUGUGCUGCGUCGGGGUGUGGUAGGCAGAAUGCGCUUGAAUUCGACCGGGGUGUCCUCUACUCAAUGCGCGUUGCGAACCCUGGAAUUUCAUCCGACGUUGCGGGGCUUCGAUUUGGGGGAUUUUAUUUUGGUUCUGUGUGAUAAUUCGGUGGAAUUGGAGGACAGGAAUGGGCAGGGGAAGGCGGAGAUCUGAACCUCUGCCACAGGGGCAGGAGAGUGUAGGCACCACGAGCGCGAAGGCUGAGGUGAAGUUAGAAGUUGACGGUGGUGGUGGUGUAGGCGCCUUUGGCUUGCAGGAAGCUCCGGUGUUUUAUCCCACUGACGAGGAAUUUCAGCAUCCAUUACGUUACAUUGCUCAAAUUCGUCCACUCGCCGAAGCCUAUGGUAUAUGCCGCAUUGUUCCGCCGAAUUCGUGGAAUCCUCCGCUCGGGCUUGAUACUGUGAAGUUUACAUUCCCCACCAAACUCCAGGCUAUCCAUCAAUUACAGGAGAGGCCUGCAGCGUGCGAUGCCGACACUUUCAAGCUGGAAUAUGGCAGGUUUUUGCGGAAACAGGGGGAAAUUCUGGAAAGCUGGCCCAUGUGGGAUGGAGAGGAACUUGACUUGUGCAAAUUUUAUAACUCCGUGAAGCGACACGGUGGUUAUGACAAAGUCACUUCCGAGAACAAGUGGGGGGAGGUUGUACGUCUGGUACAGUCUGACGAUACAGGAGCAGCCAAUUCCAGCUCUCAAACUCCGACCGUGCGCCAGCUGCACGAGAAACUCCUUCGCGAGCUUUAUGAGAAGCAUUUGCACACUUUCGAGGUUUACCAGACCAAGGUUGGUUCUGGCAAGCGGUGGCGUGUUGCCAGGAAGCAGGAGACUCCCGGCAAGCAGGUUGUGAAGCCUAAGAAAGGAGUUAGGAGACGUCAGGCAAGUGCUGACGUAGAUCUCGAUGAAUUUCUGGAGCCGAAGAAAAGUGACAACGAUUUGGAUGCCGAUGGCGAGCUCGUGGCAGCGGAUGUCGAGAGUCGGCUUACCGGAAAGCGGACUACCAGGGGUCGUCCUCGAGCAGCAGGAGCCUCAGACGACGCAGCAUGUGAUAACAAGAAGCGUCAGCCUGUUGAGACCGAUGCAGGUGGCGAAGGCUCUCGUUCUGUCGGGGAGGUUGAUCAUCGGUCUCCAGCAAAUCCUUCCUCUUCGCGGAAGCGAAGGAAGAUGGAGAAGUUUCCAGUUCCAGAGGUUGGGGGUCGGAAUGACCAAAUCUGUGAGCAAUGCCACAGUGGAGCACAUGCUCAGUUGAUGUUGCUAUGUGAUCGAUGUGACCGAGGUUGGCAUUUGUACUGCCUUUCACCUCCUCUAUCUUCAGUCCCAGUGGGCAACUGGUACUGUCUCGAUUGCAUCGGUUCUGAAAGUGAGAGUUUCGGCUUCGGCCAGGGCCAAGAAUACUCCUUCGAUUCCUUCCGUCGGAUGGCUGACCGUUUUAAGCGCAAGUGGUUUGGAACUAGACCCUCGACGUAUGCUGACAUCGAGAAGGAGUUUUGGCGUGUGGUUGAAAGAGGUACGGGGCCUGUGGAGGUUCUGUAUGGCAGCGAUCUUGAUACUGGGAAGUAUGGUAGCGGUUUUCCUAGGGCUUCGGACCCUGUGCCACCAUGGUCUAACGCCGAAGCGUGGGACGCUGGUGCAAACAGUCCGUGGAACGUCAAUAAUUUCCCCAAGCUUGAGGGUUCUGUCCUGCGGCUUGUGCAUGAAAACAUACCUGGUGUGAUGGUUCCUUGGCUUUACAUCGGGAUGCUAUUUUCUUCCUUUUGCUGGCACUACGAGGACCAUUGCUUCUACUCCGUCAACUACCUGCACUGCGGAGAGCCGAAAUCUUGGUACAGCGUCCCAGGCCAUGCCUCGGAUGCAUUCGAAAAGGUCAUGCAAAAAGCUUUUCCUGACCUCUUCGAAGCGCAGCCAGAUCUCCUUUUCCAGCUUGUUACGAUGUUGAACCCGACAGUCCUGCGCGACAACGGUGUUCCUGUGUGUACCACAGUACAGGAACCUCACAAUUUCGUGAUAACGUUUCCAAGAUCGUAUCAUGGUGGUUUUAAUCAUGGAUUCAACUGUGCAGAGGCGGUAAAUUUUGCUCCCACAGAUUGGCUGCCUUUUGGUGGCUUCGGUGUGGAACGCUAUCGACUUUACCAUAAACCUGCAGUAUUGUCCCAUGAUGAGUUGCUUUGUGUCGUCGCAAAGAACGAUGAAAGCUGUGGAAAAUCGCCGUGGUUGCAACAAGAGCUUGUGCGAGUUAUUGCCAAGGAACGGCAUCAAAGAGAGUUUCUCUGGAGUAUGGGGAUGGUCAAAAGCUCACGGAUGACACCCCGUGAUUGUCAGGACUUCAUCGGUGCCGAGGAAGACGCUGAAUGUAUAAUUUGCCGGUAUUAUCUGCACUUGUCUUCAGUGGUCUGCCGUUGCCGGCCCGGAAAGGCCGUGUGCUUGCAGCAUGCAAGGCAGCUUUGUGAGUGCAGUGCGGAUCAACAAUGUCUCCAGUAUCGCUUUUCUCUCGCAGAGCUGGAUGACCUACUUUCCCAUGAGGACCAAUCGUCGGAGGAUUCCAAGGUUGGAGAUCUAGCUGCAGUACCUAGCAUUACUAAACGCAGGUUGCGUCGUGGGCAGUAUGGAGCGUCUUCCUUAACCAGUCCGUUAAUGAAAAAGGUAAAAGGGCGUCAUUACAAGCAUGCCGAGCUUGCUGAAGCGUGGCUAAGUCAAGCACGUGCCGCAGGUCGAAGCCAUUCACGGUCUCCUGUGUUGGAAGAAUUGCUCAGUCAAUCUGAGCAGUUUCUGUGGGGAGGACAUGAAAUGGAUCAGGUAAGAACGAUGGUGGAGCAGCUUACAGUUGCACACAAAUGGGUGCAAGAUGUUGCAGCUUGCUCGACAAUUGUGGACAGACAUUCAAUGGCUAGUAGCGGAAAGGCAGUCAAGGUUCCUCUGGCAACAAUUCAACAGCUCGUAGCUGUCGAUCCCAUUCCGUGGGUGGAGCCUCAUUCUUUCAAACUGAAGGCAUUAUUGGAGCCUGCCUGCAGUCUUCAACAGAAGAUUAUAGAUGCCCUUACUGCUUCGUCUCCACUAGAGAUCAAAGCUUUACAAUCGCUCCAGCAAGAAGCUGGCCACUCGCCUUUCGAACUUCCAGAGUGCCAGCAGCUCAAGGAUGUCAUUACACUAGCUCAGGCUUGGAGUGAACGGGUGAAAAAAUUGUUACCUACGUGUGCAAAGUCUCUACGUAACCGCGUUCGCAAUGAGUGGGCAGAUUUGCAGCAAUUCAAGGCCUUGCAUGAAGAGGGUUCGAAGAUACCUGUGAUGGUAGGCGAAAAGAAGUCGUUGGAGACUAUCAUCAAUUUAACCGAAGCUUGGCAGGAGCGUGCAUCUUCAUUACUUAUCUCCUCCACUUUCCAGGAACUAGUUGAAGCACUGAAGGACAGCGAGGCGAUACCAGUCCGUUUGAUGGAAGUGGACCUGAUAGAAGAGAGGUUACAGAAAGCCCGAAUUUGGAUUCAGGAUACAGCAGCUGUUUUGACCCUGUGUCGAGAUCCGGUAGACUAUGCUGAGGUGACCAGACUUUUGGAGAAUCUUCUGCAGGCAGGGCAAAAGCUCAAAGUCAAUGGCAUAUCAGAAAUGGAUACGCUACUGGUCGAGCUAGACAAAAUACGUUGGAUGCAAAACUCUUCUCAGCUGCUAAAACAGAGACCAACAGUUGACUCUCUCAAAGCUCUUGCCGCAGAUAUCGAAAGACUGCAAGUAUCUGAUGGGAGUUUAGUGCGUCAAAUUCGUUCCACUCUGUCGGAUGCGUUGGCAUGGGAAAGCGAAGCAGAAAAGUUGUUACAUUCCGGUGGAUCACUCUUCCAAUUUGUUGAUCUUGCCAGCGCUGCAGGAUGUUUAAACGUUCGAUUAUCAGCCUUGGAUCUUGUGGAAAAAGCUUUAGCAGAUGCCGAUACCUGGCUCGAUCGGGCAAAACCGUUUUGUUCUACUUUUCUCCAGUGCGAGGAAGAUCAAUCUUCUUCUCUUGAUCUGGCCACCCUUGCAGGAGUGGUCGACGAUGCAAACAAACUCUUAGUGAGUUUGGAUGAAGUGAGUGUACUGUCAACAGCUCUCAAUUCUGCACAAGAAUGGGUUGUAGAGGCAACAAAGUUGAAAAGUUCAGUUUUGGUUAGUGAAGGUAGAGAAGAUUCGAGCGGGUUUACUUCCACCGUCACAUCAGGAGAGUGCAAGACAUUGCAGCCAAAUAGCUCAGAAUUCACUAUUACGACAGUCGGUCAAGAAAUGAAGAGCAGGCUGCAAGAAGACUUGUUAGCACUGGAAACAGCCGUAGCUCGUGGUCUGUCAUUCGGCCUCCAAAUUCCAGAAAUUCUGGAGCUGCAAGGUCUUCGUGAUGCCACCAAUUGGAGUUUGAAAGCUCUUAAGCUAGCCGAGUGUUGCCCGACAGUGAAGGAGGUGGAAAGGCACUUGGCCGAGGCUGCGAGCUUACCCGUGAAGGUGUCUCAAGUAUCUUUACUUCAUAAGAUUCUUCAUGAUGCCAAGUCAUGGCUCCAAGCUGCAGCCACAUUUCUACCUGGCAUUGGCGUGAAAGGUAGCUGCACUGAAGAGCAGUUGGAACAGCUGAUUUCUGAUGCUAAGAAUUUGCCCGUGUCUGUGGUGUCAGAGGCAGGGUGUUUGUUAGACAUACUGGCUUCACACAGGACAUGGAAGAGGAAGGUUCAACAAGCUUUGGCUGGCACUUCAUGUUUGACGUGGAGGGACCUUUCCGACCUUCAGGUAGCUGGAGAAACAAAUAUGGUACAGAAUGACGAAGAGGGUUUACUGAACCAGGAAGCCGUCAAUGUCGGGUCAUGGGUGUUGAAGUGCUACGAAGCUAUCAUUUGUCAACCUUCAACUACAUCCUAUACUCUUGAAGAGCUUUUGGUGAAGAUGCGAGAGUCUGUAGAGUACGGCAUACAACAAUUGGAGUCCGAGGAGAGAAAGACCAAAAUGGAGUCUUUAUGCAUUUGUCGACGAGUUGUAGAAAAGGCCGACACCAGCGUGCUUUCCUGUGACAGUUGUCAGGAACGGUAUCAUGCUUCCUGUUUGGGCGUAACAUCCGCUCAAACAAGAGGACAGAAACAGAAUAUGUGUACUUUCUGCAGCGUAUUAUCAAGUGGCGCUUUGACGUUACAUGAAGACCUUUCUACCAAGGUUCAUCUUACCCGGCGUCCGAAACUGAAAACGCUUUUGGAGCUUCAGCGGUUUGCUAGAGACCAGCAGUGCAGGAUGAGGGAGAAGGAACUGCUCGAUGUCUUGGUGAAGUUGGUACAGUUGUGGCAAAAAAAGUUAUUAGUCAUAGUCGAGCGAGCUUUGGUUUGUCGGGAGGAGAAAAUGGCCGUCAGUCACAGCUCGCUAGUGGGCCUUUUGAAGGCCCUGGAAGUUAUGGAGGUGGAAGCCGAAGAGAUUAUUUUGAUGAAGAAAGCCAUAGCUGCCAGUGCCUGGCGGAGCCGAAGUACAAAACUGCUAACUGGGACCUCCAAACCUAUCCUUCGUCCUAUAACGCGUGCCAUCAAAGAAGCUCACGCCCUAUCAAUAUCUGGAGAGGACUGUGUUCUACAGGAGCUGAAGCAGAGAGAAGGAUGCGCAAUUCAGUGGGCAACACGUGCCAAACAGGUUGUCAACGAUCACGGACGGAUGCCUUUACCGGAUGUUCUGGACCUUUAUGCGGAAGGGGAGAUGUUGCCAGUGUCGCUACCGAAGGAACUUGCGGCACUGAAAGCCAGGAGUGUGCUUUAUUGUCUUUGUCAAAAGCCGUAUGAUGAGGAUCGAGCCAUGAUAGCAUGCGAUCGUUGCGGGGAAUGGUAUCAUUUUAGUUGCAUCAACCUUCCAGAACCUCCUAGUAGUGAUGAAGAUACGGACGAUGUGAUAAGGCAAGAGUGUGAGCAGUCUGGAGACUUUAUCUGCCCGAAGUGCAAAGAGUUAGUGAACAAAAGGGAUCCUCAAAAGGUGACGGGAGCAACAGGUUCCAAAACCUCAUACAGGAAUCAAGCACUACCACAAGAAAUUGAGAGCGGUCAGAAGACAGUUGAAGGUAACCCUUUGGGCAAACCAUUUUAUGGUCUUGUACGAGGAAAGAGGAGCCAUCGAAGUAGUAGCAGGGCAAGAGGGGAAGUACCACAUAAGUGGCAAAGUCCCCUAUUCCAACCAGGUAAGUUACUAUGGCACACACAGAGAAGAAGGAAACAGAAUGAGCAACAACCUGAGGAGUGUGUAAGCGCAAGUGGAAGGCCUUGUCGUCGCACUGCAGGACGGCACAGCGGCUUUGAAAGCUUCAUCUUGCUGAUGCGGUCCCGAUAGUUAGUCUUUAGAGCUGUAGAAAUGAAAAUUCUUUUGUUAAACUGGAAUAAAUUCUCAAGCAUGGAGCAA
Molecule: messenger RNA, 6916 nt
Organism: Marchantia polymorpha subsp. ruderalis
Lineage: Eukaryota; Viridiplantae; Streptophyta; Marchantiopsida; Marchantiales; Marchantiaceae
Source: the annotation of a GenBank genome assembly